Messenger RNA from Trifolium pratense (red clover), 2015 nucleotides. RefSeq names its product galactoside 2-alpha-L-fucosyltransferase-like. The record is from RefSeq and is a predicted model, not a curated record. Gene Ontology annotation, biological process: cell wall biogenesis; xyloglucan biosynthetic process. Lineage: Eukaryota; Viridiplantae; Streptophyta; Magnoliopsida; Fabales; Fabaceae. The transcript has 2 exons. The coding region runs from base 155 to 1852 and encodes 565 amino acids. Gene Ontology annotation, molecular function: galactoside 2-alpha-L-fucosyltransferase activity. Gene Ontology annotation, cellular component: Golgi apparatus; membrane.
AUGACUCUGUGUGCUGUUCCACGGAUCUAACUAAAUUCAAUGAAUCCCAAAAUGUUCUAAAAAAUCUAAAAACAUAAUCAUAAUCAGAUUCAUUCAGUGAUGCAGCUGCUGCAACACUAAGACCGUGUUUGGUUGGUUGAAUUAUCAUCAUCAAAUGCAAGAAUCACUUAAUCCAACAACAAACAUGAAGAGGUUCCAUACUAAGAAUCAUGAUGACCAUGAUGAAGUUCUUUCUGAUUCUCACACUCGUUCUUCCUCAAUUUCCAAUAGAAAAUGUUCUCUUUUCACUUCAACUCGUUUCUUCGCUUCUCUCUUUGUUAUCACUCUCUUUCUCUGCUCUCUCUCCUUCAUUCUUCCAUCUUCUCCAUCAACAACUACUGCUACUACUACUCUCAAUCUCAAACAAACUCAACAACAAGGUUUGAGCAGUGAUGCUUCUGAUUCUGGUGAGUUCAUAAAAGAUAAACUACUUGGUGGACUUCUAGCAGCUGGAUUUGACGAUAAAUCCUGUCUCAGCAGGUAUCAUUCAGUUAAAGGCCUAUCAGGAAAUCCAUCUCCUUACCUCAUUUCUAGAUUACGAAAAUAUGAAGCUCUCCACAAAAAAUGCGGACCAUAUACAGAAUCCUACAAUAAGACGGUGAAAGAUCUUGGUUCUGGUCAUUUAAGUGAGUCCCUAGAUUGUAAAUACGUAGUUUGGAUUUCAUUUAGUGGUUUAGGGAACAGGAUAUUGACCUUAGCUUCUGCAUUUCUUUAUGCGCUCCUCACAAACCGUGUUCUUUUGGUUGAUCCUGGAGUUGAUAUGGUCGAUCUCUUUUGUGAACCGAUUCCAGAUGUUUCCUGGUUUCUCCCUCCUGAUUUCCCUCUAACCGGUCAAUUUCAUAGUUUCAAUCAGAAAUCUGAUCACUGUCAUGGAAAAAUGCUGAAAAAUAAAGCAGUCACAAAUUCAAAAGUGCCUUCUUCUGUCUACCUUCAUUUGGUGCAUGAUUAUGAUGACGAGGAUAAGCUUUUCUUCUGCGAUGAAGAACAAAAGUUUCUGCAGAAAGUACCUUGGUUAAUGAUGAAAACAGAUAAUUACUUUAUUCCAUCACUAUUCUUGAUGCCGUCUUUUGAUCAGGAGCUCGGUAAUCUCUUUCCAAACAAGGAAAAAGUUUUCCAUUUCUUAGGCAGGUAUUUGUUUCACCCUACAAACAAUGUAUGGGGAUUUGUUACUAGAUACUAUCAAGCUUAUUUAGCUAAUGCUGAUGAAAGAGUCGGCAUCCAGAUUAGGGUCUUCGAUACGAGAACCGGUCCAUUUCAAUAUGUACUAGAUCAAAUCUUAGCUUGUACUAUGAAGGAGAAUAUCUUGCCUAAUGUUGACAAGAAGCAUGAUAUUAUCAGUUCAUUAGGAAAUUCGAAGUCGAAAGCGGUGCUAAUGACAUCCUUAAAUUCUGGUUAUUUUGAAAAAAUAAGAGACAUGUAUUGGGAAUAUCCAACGGUGACAGGAGAAGUUAUCAGUGUUUCGCAACCAAGCCAUGAGGGACAUCAACAAACUGAGAAGCAAAUACACAACCAAAAAGCUUGGGCAGAAAUGUAUCUACUGAGUUUAACCGAUGUGUUGGUAACUAGCUCGUGGUCUACUUUCGGCUACGUGGCGCAGGGGCUCGGAGGUCUGAAACCUUGGAUACUAUACAAACCAGAGAAUGAAACAGCGCCUGAUCCUUCUUGUCGUCGUGUGACGUCGAUGGAGCCUUGUUUUCAUGCUCCUCCCUUCUAUGAUUGUAAGGCAAAGAGAGGAACUGAUACAGGUGCACUUGUUCCGCAUGUAAGACAUUGUGAGGAUAUGAGUUGGGGUCUUAAGCUUGUAGACAAUUAGGGUUAGCUAGUUAUUUUAGUCAUGAAUUGAAUACCAAUAGUUGUUUUGUUGUAUGAUAACAUUAGUUAUUUUUUAUUUCAAAUUUAUAUAGUUCUCUUCUCUACAGAAACCAUAAGAUAUCAUUGCAAUCACAAUUUAUAUAUGGAGUUAGCUUUGUUUCAAA